AAUAAAGUGGCAAGGCUGGUUUUCUAAUUAAUUUUGCGCAAUUCUGCGUACUCAACAAUUUCAUCAAACCGAGUUUAAAAGAUUAUUCGAAAGCCGCAUAUAAUAUUCAAUCAAUUAAAUAUUACACUUUUCUUUGUUACAAGAUGUCCGAACCGUUUAACUGUCAUCUAGAAAAUAUUGCCAAAGAACUAGCGAGUCCCAAGUUAUGGUAUGAAACUCAAGAUUUUAAAAGCGUCAAAGAUUAUGUGGUAAACAAUUUGUGUAUGUGUAGUAAGUCAUUUGAUGACCUUUUCAGCAGAACCAUACCUUUCGGCAUCCCCGCUCAUCACACUCGCCUUCACAAUUCUGACGAUCGGUACGAUGUGAUGCUUGAGCUGAGUUUACCGUCGUAUCGAAAAAUCUCUUCAUUUGUAAAUAAUGACAACUAUGUGUGCUUGGACGUAUCAGAUGUACCCUACGAUUUGCCAAUGGCAGAUGAAAAGGGCUUAGUUAAUCGCCAUUUGCUGAAAAAUUGGCUGGAUGACAUAUUUCUCAAAACAUUUGCCAGAUAUAAGAAUAGAUUCAGAGGAAUUAAGGGGGGUUAUUACAAAUUGACUUAUGUGUUGCACGACAUAUCGCACGUUGUUUUCGCACAGUCGAAAUCGCGGGUUUCCAAAAUUGUUUUUGUGCCCUCAAUAUUGCUUGUACACGAAGGUUUUAGUUAUUCCGCAUUAACCAAGUUGACAUACAGCAUGGCUAAAUACUCGUUCCUGCCCUGCACUCCAGACGUAGAGACCAGCAGGUGCCAGGUGAAUGUCGUGAGGAAUGCGCUGAUUAUCCUGCAGGCUUUAUGCGAAGCGAAGGGCCUGACCGAAAUACGCUAUUAUCAUUUAAUGAAUUUGGCACUGAAUCUUCACGAAUACGCAAUAUCAACUACUUUGGACGAUGCAUUUUUAUUGUUGCUUUAUGGACUGUGCGAUGCAGUUAAAAGGCAACAUCUUUCCCAUUAUAUUGUCAGGAAAUUGAAUCUUCUAAGCAACAUAAGAUGCGAAAAACUGUCGGAAUAUGCGAUUAUACUUGACCGAGCUUACAGCACUCUCAGUUCGUAUGAAGAUCAAGGAAUGCUGUCGUAUAAACGUUGCGAAAGUCACUUUUUAAUAUCUUAAUAACAUUUGUUUAUAUAAGUCGUACGCUCUGUAUGUAAGCUGGUUCAUUACAUACUAUUGAGGGUAAUGUUUAUAAAAGAAACAUUUAUUCAAUUAACUUUGGUUAACAAUUACAAAACCUCACUAAGAUGAGUUAUUUGAUCGAUAGGCUUUAAUAACUCCACAUCUUUGGGUAUUGGAAUCGCCUGACCUUGUUUUUUAUCUUGAAGCUGGAAAAGCAAUUGCACCAGAACUAUUACGUAAUUAGCCAUGGCGUUAAGAACCUGAAAAAUAAAAUUCUCUUUCGUUAUAUGUAUUUCACUUUUAAAUGCAAAUAUACACAUGAAUGUGCUUGAAAUAA
This is a messenger RNA of Drosophila montana, 1485 nucleotides long. RefSeq lists its product as uncharacterized. The record is from RefSeq and is a predicted model, not a curated record. NCBI's taxonomy places the organism in Eukaryota, Metazoa, Arthropoda, Insecta, Diptera, Drosophilidae. The transcript has 3 exons. Bases 144 to 1145 code for a protein of 333 amino acids.